AUGAGUGGAGAGGAGACUUCGAACAUAACUCAGACACUAACGAAAUUAUUCGAAGAGAUGUUGCUGGAAACUGAAAUGAGCGGAGAAAAUCGGAGCAACGUCGACUUCUCUCAGUUUCUCUCCGCUUUGAAAGUACAAUCGUCCAAAAACAGCUCGCAUGAACAAUUGGACUUUGGGACUUUGGUAAAGCUGGUUGAUGGGUGGAAGAGCCGUCUCAACCUGACCAGAACUACUGAACCGCCUUGUACAUACUGCGACGGCAGCUUCAGGGACUUCAUCUUAGCUUACAACGGUAUUCACGGAUACAUCAGUUUAUUAGUAUGUUUGUUCGGAAGUCUUGCAAAUGCUCUGAAUGUGGCAGUACUAACACGGCGAGACUUGGCAGCAGCUCCCAUCAAUCGCUUACUUAAAUGGCUGGCAGUAGCUGAUAUUUUUGUAAUGUUGGAGUACGUACCUUUUGCGAUAUACCGAUAUUGGAUCCUCCCGGGACAAAAUGAGAUGCCAUAUAAAUGGGCAGCCUACCUACUGUUUCACAUGCACUUCGCGCAGAUCUUCCACACGGCGUCGAUAUGUCUAACACUAUCACUAGCUGUUUGGAGAUACGUUGCUAUUAAAUACUCGGAUAAAAACCACAUUUUGUGUACUGAAAGGCGGUGCAGUACAGCGAUACUCAGCAGCUUUAUACUGCCGCCUAUUUUAUGCAUUCCGACGUAUAUGGUAUUCGAUAUUCACACAGCAGUAGUACUAGAACCAUCAGGUCCCAUGAUACUCUAUCACGUGGAUUCUGACGAGGAAGGACAGCUGUACCAGAUAAAUUUCUGGGUGCACGCAGUAGUAAUCAAGUUGCUACCAUGCUGCAUUCUUACUGUUAUCAGUCUUUGGUUGAUCCGUGAAGUUUACAGCGCGAACCAACACCAGAAAAAAAUUCGUGUGUAUAACAAAUGUCCCACGAGUAACAAGACAGUAAAAAGACAAUGUAAGGCCGAUAGGCGAAUGAAUAGAACUACAAAAAUGCUGGUAGCUGUUCUACUACUGUUUCUCGUCACGGAACUACCGCAAGGGAUCCUUGGCCUUCUGAGUGGAUUGCUAGGAAGAUGCUUCUUCAAGAGAUGUUACGAUCUUUUCGGAGAGUUGAUGGAUGCUUUGGCACUGCUAAAUGGAGCUAUAAACUUUGUACUGUACUGUUCAAUGUCAAGGCAGUUCCGCAUGACGUUUGGCCAAAUGAUGUGGCGAGCUCAUUUACACCGGUGGCCACCACCAACUGCUUCGCACUCAGACGGAUUAAACACUGCGAAGACAUCGAUACCUUGA
Molecule: messenger RNA, 1311 nt
Organism: Arctia plantaginis
Lineage: Eukaryota; Metazoa; Arthropoda; Insecta; Lepidoptera; Erebidae
Source: the annotation of a GenBank genome assembly